ACUCCUCUAAUAUUUAACUGGGAGUGGUAUGAAAUAAAGGUUAGGUGAAGCAGAGAGCGUUGCCGUCGCGUAGGUCUUGAAGAUGAGUAGCGGCGGUAGAGGUCCGCCCAAGCACCAAAACAAAUUCGCCUGGAAGCCUAACGGCGGCGUUAAGAUCAACCCUACCGAAUUAGGGGGCCAAUUGAGGCCGUUUUCAGAUAUAACUGGAGUUUGCUUUCGCUGUAAAGAACAGAUCGAUUGGAAACGAAAAUAUGGAAAAUAUAAGCCUCUCUCUGAACCUGCAAAAUGUCAACGGUGUUCCAAGAGGAACGUUCGGCAAGCUUAUCACAAUCUCUGUGCUGGUUGUGCUAAGGAGCACCAUGUAUGUGCCAAAUGUUCAUGCCGCGUUGAUAAAAUAAUUGGAAGAGAUAUUUUAGAAGUGGAAGCUGAGCAGAAGACAUUAGAAGAGGCCAUCAAGAAUGCUCGGGAGAGGGAUAGAAGAAGUCUGCUAAGAGCUGUGAGUUUUUUUAUUCUUAACAAACACUUUUGCAUCCAGAAGUCAUUUGCUUGCAUUUUGAAAUUUAUUCUAUGUUCUAUGUUCUGUUGUGUUUCUGGGCAAAAGAGGAGGGGUAUUUCACUUCGAAAGGAACUAAAGGCCCUUCUAGAUCUUCUAGCACAUUCCAUAGAUUGGCGAUUAUACAUAAUUUAAUGUGGCCAGGGUCUUGCAGUUGUUGUAUCAUGUGCACUUGUUCAUGGGUCUGAUCUUAGCAUGCUAGUCAUUAAUUGAUAAAUUGUAAUAGGGGCCUAUAUUUCCAAUGCAUAUGUAUUGACGAUAAGCAUGCAUUUAUGUGUGUUGGCUGUUUUAAGGUGGUGUGCUCGUAGUUUGGGGUACGCCAAAGAGAGUGAGGAU
Salvia miltiorrhiza (redroot sage) is the source of this 889-nucleotide messenger RNA. RefSeq lists its product as uncharacterized. The transcript is spliced from 6 exons. Bases 83 to 688 code for a protein of 201 amino acids. The record is from RefSeq and is a predicted model, not a curated record. Lineage: Eukaryota; Viridiplantae; Streptophyta; Magnoliopsida; Lamiales; Lamiaceae.